This is a messenger RNA of Fusarium coffeatum, 999 nucleotides long. RefSeq lists its product as uncharacterized. Gene Ontology annotation, molecular function: 8-oxo-dGDP phosphatase activity. The record is from RefSeq and is a predicted model, not a curated record. The transcript has 2 exons. Lineage: Eukaryota; Fungi; Ascomycota; Sordariomycetes; Hypocreales; Nectriaceae. The coding region runs from base 1 to 999 and encodes 332 amino acids.
AUGGCGAAAACGAGCAUCGAUCUUAUCGAUGAAGUCGAUAUGUUUCCUUAUGCCGAGACAGACUCUGCUGCCUUCAAAAGCAUGAAAGCAGGUCUGUACACUCUAACAUGGGAAGAUAGUCAGGGGAUAUAUCCUAUUGGCUACGUUCUGGAUCGCGUUGUCAAAGAACUCCAUCGAGUACCUGAGGAUGUCAGAGGAAAAAUGGUAUGCGACGAAGCAGAAAGAACUGUCGCGCUGUUUCAGGAGCCAACGGAAGAGGAGCGUACUCGCCGUGUCGCGGCCCUGGCUGAUUAUUGGCGUCAGAAGGGAACGUUCCCCCUUCUCCGUGGUUGGCGGAACGAGCUGUGGCCGGUUUAUGGACGAACCGGGGAGCUUCUGUUCAGCAUGGAGCGAGCAGCAAUGGGCCUGAUCGGUACAAUGCGCUACGGCGUCCACAUGGUCGCCUAUGUCAAGGAUGACACUGCACCUUACGGAGUCCGUCUUUGGGUACCUACACGCGCUCGGAACAAGUCAACUUUCCCCGGCAUGCUAGAUAACACUGUGGCGGGCGGUUUAAUGACAGGGGAGGACCCGUUCGAAUGUGUUAUCCGAGAGGCCGAUGAAGAGGCUAGUCUUCCUGAAAGCACUGUCCGCCAGAAUGCCAAAUUUGUUGGCAACGUCACAUACAUCUAUAUCACAGACGAAGGGCAGGUCGGCGAGGGUGGCUUUAUUUACCCUGAGUGCCAAUGGGUCUAUCAUCUCGAGCUCUCCAACGAUGUCAUCCCUCAACCAAAAGACGGCGAAGCUGAAAGGUUCGACCUGUGCGAUGUCGAUCAAGUCAAAACAGACCUUGCUGGGGGACGCUUCAAACCGAACUGCGCCCUUGUCACGCUUGACUUUUUCAUUCGCCAUGGCAUCCUUACUGACGAAAACGAGCCCGAGAUCGAACAGAUUAAACGGAGAGUGCGCCGCGAUAUUCCGUUUCCAGGUCCGCAUCAGAGCAACUGGCGUCCACUAUGA